Molecule: messenger RNA, 4387 nt
Organism: Condylura cristata (star-nosed mole)
Lineage: Eukaryota; Metazoa; Chordata; Mammalia; Eulipotyphla; Talpidae
Gene: MOB3B
Product: MOB kinase activator 3B
Exons: 4
Coding region: 375-1025 (216 amino acids)
Biological process (GO): signal transduction; positive regulation of protein phosphorylation
Cellular component (GO): cytoplasm; nucleus
Molecular function (GO): protein kinase activator activity
Source: RefSeq, a predicted model, not a curated record
GAGCCCGGCGCUCGCUCGCCAGUCCGCUCGGCCCGCACGCAAAAGGCGGGGAGCCCCUGAGGCGAACCCGCAGGCGUCACCCCUCUGCCCCGCGCGCGCCCUCUUCCUCGCGCGCCAACUGCGGCUGACCCGACGCAGGGAGCGACAGGCCCCGGGGCUGAAGGUAAAACCCCACGGAAGAAACAUGAGGUUCUCCUGGAAAUUGUUCAAGAGGAAGAUGGAAGGAGCUGCAUAAAAGAGAUUAAAAGUUGUUUGCUGCAAGACUGGGGCCAGAAGGCUGGCAGUGGAAAACCCUGUUGGGUUGUGAUCUCUCACUGAAAAGUUCCAGGUGCCUUUUUACUUCUUGCAAAGGAAAGGAAGAGCGGGAAGAAACCAUGUCUAUUGCCUUGAAGCAGGUGUUCAACAAGGACAAGACCUUCCGGCCCAAGAGGAAAUUUGAGCCUGGCACACAGAGGUUUGAACUCCACAAACGGGCUCAGGCAUCCCUCAACUCAGGUGUGGACCUGAAGGCGGCCGUGCAGCUGCCCAGCGGGGAGGACCAGCAUGACUGGGUGGCCGUGCACGUGGUGGACUUCUUCAACAGGAUCAACCUCAUCUAUGGCACCAUCUGUGAGUUCUGCACUGAGCAGACCUGCCCUGUGAUGUCAGGAGGCCCCAAAUAUGAGUAUCGGUGGCAGGAUGACCUCAAAUACAAGAAGCCGACCGCCCUGCCAGCGCCCCAGUACAUGAACCUUCUAAUGGAUUGGAUCGAGGUCCAGAUCAACAAUGAGGACAUAUUUCCAACAUGUGUGGGUGUUCCCUUCCCAAAGAACUUCCUUCAGAUCUGCAAGAAGAUCCUGUGCCGCCUUUUCCGGGUCUUCGUCCACGUGUAUAUCCACCACUUCGAUCGGGUCAUUGUGAUGGGUGCCGAAGCCCACGUCAACACCUGCUACAAGCACUUCUAUUACUUUGUCACAGAGAUGAACCUCAUAGACCGCAAGGAGCUCGAGCCCUUGAAAGAGAUGACGAGCAGGAUGUGUCACUAACGCCCCAUCUUACUCUCCGGAAGAAAGAGGACUGCUGUUUCCUCCUGGACUCCCCAGCCCAGCUCAGCAGGAGGGAACCCCAAAUGGCGCUCCUCCUUCCAGAAGCAGGUGGAGACAGUGACUCUUGAGAGACGUUCCCCACUCACUUCGCGUGCUCCUCCCCUCUGAGUGCUGCUAGCCCCAACUUGUGGCCUGGCUGACCCCGGUGUGAGUGAAAGGAGGACCCCCUGGCCCUCGGCCUCAGGGGCAGCCUGGGCACUUAGCGUGGGGGGUGCAGUUCUGACUGAGACCGCUGCCUGAGCUUUACCAGAGCUGGCUUUCGAGACAAGUCCUGAUCUGGCUUGUCAGCUGGCCCACUUUCCCCGAUGUGUUCUCUAAGCACCGAGUGAAUUUUGGAACUCGGGUGUGCACCAGGUUUUUCUGUAACAAGCCUUCCUUUCAGGUGCCUGAAAGCUCCUGGCCAGCUCUAAGGUCUCACCUGUGAGGGGCUGUGGAGCCUGAGUGGCCUGAGGCUUCAACCUGCAGCAUUAACACUAUUUCCCUAAAAGCCGUUUUAUCAGGGACCAGUCCCUGGGGUGGCUUGUCUCUGCCCCAAACAGGGUCUAUACACUUUUACUCCAGGAAGAGACUGGGUGCUGGAUAAGUGCUACCAGUUCACCCUGCACAGAAUGUGUUGGUAUAACCACCCUCAUUCCUGUCUCUUCCAUCCAAGACAUUGUUUUCCUGUUUUCCAGAAAACAGAUGACCAAGAAUGAUCAGCAGAAGCUCUGAGCCAGAUUAGUGCAGUGUUUGUUCUUUGUUAUGGGAGAGGAGUGCUGGCUGUCUGCAAAACACCUUUCAGUGGAAGAGCAUUUGGCUGCUUGGUGUCUGUAUCGCAAACACCAGCCCACUGAUAUGUCACCUCCCAGCUGGCCGCCCAGCUUCCAAACCUGUGGAGGAUAUUUUUCCCUUUCCCUACACACUCUCUCCUCCUCUGCCAUAUUAGAUUAUGGCACAAAACUAAUUUCUGCCUCUGUGAUGGUGCCGUAGUUGCCAAGGGAACAGCAGAGCCAGAGCUAACUUCCUUCUUCCAUCCUUCACCAUUUUUCUAUGCCAGUAGACAGAAAAAUGCAUUCUUUGCUGCCUUUUGAAACCUAAGUGAGCUUUAGUUAAUGAAAUGUUGCCUUCUCUGAUUCAUUCACAAAAUUGGUGGUCCUCAGAGCCCAUGAUUAGGGGGUGAGAAUACUUCCAGCGAUCAUUUGAAUUUGACAAAAUAUCAGUUGGUGGAGGGAAGUAGCUAAGAAUGUAUUAGUACAUUUUAAUGUAAUAGUAAUUACAGAAUAACUACAUGACUCUGAUUUCGUCUUGUUAUAUGUAAUGUGUUAAGGCCACUUGUGACUGCCAAAGAGCCUAGAAGCAUGGAAUCUUUAUUCUUCCAAAUUGCGAAAGGCUGACCGUCUGGGCACUGUGCUUCCAGCUUGCAGCUAACCCAGCGGUUGGCCCUUGCUUCCUCCUGAUAAACGUUUCUCAUGGAAUCCGAAUGCUGCUACCUCUCCUGAUUGUUGUGCUCUGGUCAAUAACACGCGAACUUUCUUCUUCUUCUUUCUAUGUAUCUUUGAGAGGAUAAACUAGGCAGAGGUUUUUCUCAUUAUACCUUUUGGCUGAGGGGAUACCAGAUUAUUCUAAGGACCCAGAGAACAAAGAAAUAAGAAUCUCUGUACCAGCCAUGUGCACUGUGCAGUAAGUACAUGUGAGAAGUUUGACUGUGGGACAGAGUAGUGAUGGCUUGGGGUCCGUUGUCCUGGGGGAGCCCCAUAGUGCUCCCCCAUUGGGUUUUUUGCACUUAAAAGGUAGCGCUGCUCCUGCCCAGCCAAGCAGUGUGCUGCACCCUGAAGACACUUGUUAUUAAUUCUUUUUAUGGUUAUUUUCUAUUAGCUGAUUGUGCAUAAGAAAUUUCCGCUAGGGAAUUGGAGGGUGGAGAGGGGGAAAAAAGAAAUUUUUCCACACAAUUCAAAAAUCCAAACAUUUUGUAGACUUCUUGGAACACAUUCUUCCUGGUUAUUUUGCUAAUUGCACUAAUCAACUCUUCUAGGAUGGAGUCUGGCAAGCCACUUUUAUUUUUAAAUUACAGAAUGUUCCUAAUUCCACAGUACUUUGUUUGGCAAAUUCUAAAGAAAAUCAUCACAGGCAAUUUUGAUCUAUUUGACCCCAAAACAAAGGAAGUACGUUUCCUUGCCAUUGGGGGAAUCUGAGCUCCUGGCAUCUGCUCAUACAUCUCUGAUUCUUAGGGUUCCAGACUGUUACCCUGCUUCUUCCUCCUAAUGUGGCGGGUUUACCACCUUCAUUUUUAACUAUUUUUCUUCAUUUUGAAAAAAUUUAAAGGAACAAUCACAAAAACAAAAGACUACGAUAAAUACCCACAUACCUUUCACUUAGGCUUAUUAAUUGUUAACGUAUUUUUUAUUAGCAACUUGUUAACAUUUUCCACAGUUUUCUCUCUUUAUACAUCUGCAUCAUUAUGGCUGAACCAUUUUGAAAUAUCUUGCAAGCAUUGGAAAACGUUAAAAUGUUUUUUAAUCUAGGAUUUGGUCAAGAAUCAUACAUUGUGUUGAGUUGUCUUUCUCUGUAAUUAAUGGGUUAGAGUUGUGUUUGUAUUAGUUAACACCAAAUUAUCAGAGAGUUCCUGCUGGUCAGUGUGUUGAACGUCUCCCAACCUGGAAUUAUUUCCUCAUUAUUAGACUUAGAUUAAACCUUUUUAGCAAGAAUAUUAUGUAAGCAAUGUUGUUUCUUUCCUCCUAUACCAUGCCAGCAAGCACAUAAAUGAGGUCCUCUUUUUUUAAUGAUAUUAAAUCUAAUUGGGGGUUCAACUGUUAUCUACUUGAUCCAUCCUUUAAAGGUUCAUAAUCUUUGUGAAGCUCUGAAGUUCAGGAUAUAUACAGUAUGAGGCUGUGUGCACUGUAGUGUACAUUCCUUUCUUGAUAUUCUCAAAGAGGUCCAGGCUUUCCAAAAACUUGCAAUCUUUGUGAUGAGAAAAACAGUGGUACAGGAUUCACCGCUUCACCUGUAACAGAGGGAAUGGAAACUGAGCAUAUACCAGUAUUCCAUGGUUAUUCUGGCCAGUGGGAAUCCAGACUGCCUGUCCCUGCGGCCCGAGGUAUACAUGCCUUCUCUUUCUUCCAUCCUCGGUCAUCCCAUUCACAGUGCGGCUUACUUUAGAGAGUGCGUAUCCACAGUAAGGGACAUUGCCCAAGGCUUAAAAGUUGGUUGGUGGGUAUUACAUUGUGGCUCUGGCCCUUCAAAGGAACACAGAGCAUGUAAAAAUAUGAAUUUGUUUAAAAAUUUACUUGGGAGUAGAGAGAGGAGAAAAAAAUUAUUGAGCAGAA